Leishmania mexicana MHOM/GT/2001/U1103 is the source of this 2178-nucleotide messenger RNA. RefSeq lists its product as hypothetical. Bases 1 to 2178 code for a protein of 725 amino acids. The record is from RefSeq and is a predicted model, not a curated record. Lineage: Eukaryota; Euglenozoa; Kinetoplastea; Trypanosomatida; Trypanosomatidae. The transcript has a single exon.
AUGUCCACAUCGGAGACGUCGGUGAAGAGGCAGCGCGCAAGGAUCGCCUGGCUGGAGGCGUCCCUGGAUACGAGCAUUGUCGCCUACGAGUCUCACCGCAACGCGCUCGAGAACGUCCACGCGUAUCUGGAGAAGUGGCAGCAGUCGCCUGACCAGGGGUGCAUCCACAUUAGCCCAGCAGCGCUAAGUGAGCUGCUGAGCGACAUCGUCGAUGUGCUGGAGCAAUGCGCGCUUCGGUUGCAGCCCAUAGAUGGUGCAACGCCAGCAGCAGAGUCGCCGACGGAGCAAGCGCACUCGGAACACCGCUCCAGGGACGCGCAUCUCUAUCCUGACAACGCCUACGGAACACGUCGGAACAAGGCCGUACCUGCCCCACCACAGCAGCAGCCCCAGAUGACCCCACGUUCUCUCUCGGAGCUGUCGAGGGGGACCCACCCACGCGGGGCGGAGGACGAUCUGCAUGAGGCGUCGACGACGACGACAGAGAGCAGGCGCCACCCGCAGUCGAAGCCGGUGCCGCAGUACUGCCCACUGUCAUCGUCGCGCUCCCGCACGUCGUCUGUGCUACCGGCGAUGAGCGAGAAAGCGGCUGCAGCAGUGCAGCCCGUUUACACGGGGAGCGCCGACUUAACGCCGCCGCCGUCGCAGGCGCAGGCCGGCUCGUGGAAGUCCAAGCCGAGGCCUCGCGCGCCCCCUCGCGAGCGGAUGGGUGUGGCACUGACGCCGUGGCCCAUCAUAGACGACAGACAUCAAGCAAGUGGCGCCGCAGCCGGCCCGGGAGAUGGCAUUCAAAGGGACCCGACCCCGACGUCGGCCCGCCUGCGAGCGGAGGAGAACCACAAUGAGCUGCCCGCACCGCAGUACAGCGCUUACAAGAGAACAGGACGUCCGCUGCUGCCCUCGCCGGAGCGGCGCGCGACCGCGGAAGAGCUCGCGGAGCUCGCGGCGGCCGAGGAGGAGGCAAGGGAGAAUAGCGCAUACCAGCAGUCCUUCGGCGCGUGCAGCCACAGCCGCGAGAGUGACCGCAACUGUGUCAGCACUGGGCAUCGCUGGCCCUCCCCUGCCUCCUCGUCGACGUCGGCGUCGCAUCAACUGCAUCCACCACCGCCGCUGCAGGGGGAGCAACAUAGCCAGAGCUACUGGAGCGAGGAGCAAGACAUCCCAUAUCGUCGGGGCUCUUCGGCAGCGGGCGAGCGCCGCAGCAGCAACACGGGCGCCGGCAGCCACGUCGGCUCGGGCCGCUCCGGCCUGUCUGAGGAGGGCCGAUACGCUGGUAUUGCACCGGCAGCCGCGGGUGGGCACCCGGCGGCGUCGCACCAGCAAACCAGUGCCGGUGGUCGCGCUCUCAGUCGGACAUCCAGCAACCCCAGGGGCAGCCCCUCGGAUGCCGCGGUGGCAGCCGUGGAGUCGUUGUCUUACGCGUCGUCCUCCGCCGUGAACCACCCGUGCCAACCGCGCGGCGGCGCAGCAGCAAUGUAUCCAGGUUAUCCCGUGGCGGCAUCGCAGGCGGGCAGCCUCGGUCUUGUCUACACUCCCAGUGUGACGCCACAGCGGGACUCGGACAAUGGAGCGGCGGUAGCGGCCCUGCAGCAGCUCGGUGAUCGGCGCCCCCUGCGCACCUACAGCCAGCGGCCCAUCGCCCCGAAAGCGAACGACAGCAGCCAGGUCGAGUCCACCGUGUACCAACGUCGUAUGUUGUCGCCGUCAGCGAGGAUGAGGCCUUUGCGGGCCGACUCGCCGGAGACGCUGCGCUUCAUGGACAGGGAAGAUGCCUUCCUCGAGAAGCAGCGGCGAAAGCUGCUGAGGGAGGAGCACCGCGACCCUCUCCAACCGCACAACAAGGCCGACUCCACGCUUUACAUCACGGCGAACCCUGGUGGUCCGUCCGUCGCGAACGGUGGCAAGGCUGCCAAGGAGAAGGCACCGGAGAUGACGGCCGUCGAGGAGCAACUCAUCGCCGAGCGCACGAUCCUGAGCACGCAGCUCGAAAAGAUGCAGAUGGAGAUGUCCAUUGCCGUCGCGCGACACCGUGAGCGUGGGAAUGAGCAGCGCUACACGCAGCUGAACACGCGCAUGAGGCGCGUGAUGAAGGACCUGGACAGGGUGGAGUGGGAGCUGCGCGUCGUGCGUAACAUUGACCGCCAGUCCCGCUCGCAGUCUCCCGCGAACGGGAUAUAG